Molecule: messenger RNA, 1179 nt
Organism: Sphenostylis stenocarpa
Lineage: Eukaryota; Viridiplantae; Streptophyta; Magnoliopsida; Fabales; Fabaceae
Source: the annotation of a GenBank genome assembly
AUGCGUGCUUAUGGUGCUACCCUCUAUAAAUCUAAACGAGCUUUCCUUGUAUUGGGUUCGCGUUCAGCCAUUCGGCUAUUGCCGGAAGAGGUAAUUGAGAUCUCGCUUUCUCCUGGAGUAUAUAUGAACGACAGAACCAUGACCUCAAUGGAGGAAUCAUGGACUAGUUGGCUGUGUGAUAUGGAACCAGAUGAUUACAGUUUCAACGGUCAAGCAGACAUAAAGAUGGAGGAUGUGAAUGGAAGUUUAGCAUCUCCUCGUCAUAUAGCCACUGCAUUAGAAGAGAACCCGCAGAGUUCUUUUUCUACCGAGAGUCACUCUUCAGUGACUGAGAAUGGCAUAGAAGAGAGGCCUUUCAAGUUACUCAAGACAUGCACUUCAAACUCUGCCAAAACUGACCAACUCUCACGAAAGACAGCUUCCACUCCCAGCUCCUAUAUUCUCUCCUUUGACAACACCAAUCCAACACCAACAAAGGUUGAAUCGGCUAUAAAUCCAGGAACCAAGGUUGCGAAUCGCGGUAUUGCUCUGCCUUCAAAGAGUGAACCAAAACGUGUUACUCAGGAUAGCAAGAAAACGGGCUCGUUGGGAAGAUCUUCUCACAACACACAAGAUCACAUAAUCGCCGAGAGAAUGAGGAGAGAAAAGAUUAGCCAGCAGUUCAUAGCCCUCUCGGCUCUUAUUCCAGACCUCAAAAAGAUGGACAAGGUGUCUGUGUUGGGGGAAGCUAUAAGGUAUGUGCAGCAGCUGAGGGAGCAAGUGCAAGUGAUGGAGGAGCAGGGCAAAAGGAAAAGCCAGGAAUGGGUGAUGCGUGCGAAGAAAUCUCAGGUUUGUGUUGCUGUGGACGAGGAUGUCUCAGACACUUCAUCAAAUUCCUGUGAGUACGGAAAUUCCGAUGAUCCCUCAUCCAAAACAAAUCUAUCACUACCAGAAGUAGAAGCAAGGGUGUCAAAGAAGAACGUGCUGAUUCGAAUCCUCUGCCAGAAAGAAAAGGUAGUGCUGGUGAACAUUUUUAGAGAGAUAGAGAAACUUCAUCUCUCAGUCAUCAAUAGCAGCGCCUUAUCUUUCGGUUCCUCUGUUCUCGACGCAACCAUCGUAGCCGAGAUGGAGGAUGAAUUGAACAUGAGCGAGAAGGAACUGGCCGAAAAUCUGAGAGUAGGGCUGAUGCAAUUUAUGUAG